Molecule: messenger RNA, 1980 nt
Organism: Lasiosphaeria miniovina
Lineage: Eukaryota; Fungi; Ascomycota; Sordariomycetes; Sordariales; Lasiosphaeriaceae
Exons: 3
Coding region: 1-1980 (659 amino acids)
Biological process (GO): SRP-dependent cotranslational protein targeting to membrane
Cellular component (GO): signal recognition particle, endoplasmic reticulum targeting
Molecular function (GO): signal recognition particle binding; 7S RNA binding; endoplasmic reticulum signal sequence receptor activity
Source: RefSeq, a predicted model, not a curated record
AUGGACAUCACCAAGCUCGUCGUCUCGUUGAGGGAGAAAGCAUUGCUCUACGGCGAUUAUGGCACUUACCGGUCGCAGCUGGCUGGCAAGCUGCUCAACAGCCGCAAGAAGCUGGCCAUCGCGACCAAGAACCGUGGCAAAUUCCACCCCAGGACGCAUGUAGCGCCCGAGCAGAUUGCCGAGAACCACGAAUACCUGCGUCUCCAGCUCCUGACCGCCGAGCGCGCCUGGGCCCAUGCCAUGUCCAUGAAGGCAUCGCAUUCCGCCGACACCAAGGGCACGUCCAGCAAGACACGCUCCCACAUUGUCUCGAGGCUCGACAAGGCCGCGCGCACUGCCGAGGAUUUAGCCGGUGCUCUCGCCCAGGACAGCAGCCUCAGCGGUGCCACGCCCAUCGACGUACUUGAGGCUCGCGCUUACGCUGCCCUCCUACGGGGCGCUGCCCAGUUUGAGAGCCAGGCCUGGGCGCCGUGUCUGAAGAGCUACUCUAUUGCCCGAGUCAUCUACAGCGCCCUCUCCACCUCGUUCAAGGGCGACGUCUUCAAGGACCUGCUCUCCGAGACCAUCGACCCCUCGAUCCGCUAUGCCGCAUACCAGGCCAAGAUUCCGCGGACCGAACCCAUCCCCACAAUUGCGCGCAACGCCUUUGCCCAUGCUGACCCCGAACUUAUCGACCGCGUUAGAACAUUGAAUCCCGAUGUGCUGGAGCAUGGUGGCCUCGAUGCCACAGGUACCUCACUGGGGGCCGAAGGGGCACCAACAAGCCUGACAUGGCGCGGACGCGAGGUCAAGAUCGAGGAUGCUGCCAUCGCCGUCGCCUGGGCUUCGGUAGGGACGGCCAAAUCUCGGCUAACCGAGCGGCUGUCUUCGGCCCGCCCCUUGCAGCCUAAGGACAUGGCGGCAGCAUACGAUGAUAUCCUGAUCGCCAGCCAGGAUGCCGUCGAUGCGACGAAACAGGCCAUCGAUGAGCUCAAGGGCGAGGGCGUCACUCAAAGCGAUCCCCGCAUGCAGAGCUUGCAAAUCACGCGCACCGCUGUAAACUUCGAGAUGAUAAGUUGGCGAAUUGGCCGCAACAGAGCCCUGAUCGGCCAACACGACGGUGCGCAGCUGGACUUUGGCGAGGCAUCCAAGGCGACAACACAAGUGAAGGAGCACCAACAUGUGACCGACGCACAUAGGAACGAGGCCCCUGGCCGACAAAUUGCGAAGCUAAAAGAGAAGGUGGUCCUGUAUGAUGGCACAUUGCAGAGUCUCGAGUCGAUUAUUGAGCUUCCUGGAGUGGCCAACGACCAGGAACUCUCUGGCCGCUUAGAGGCCACCUCGGAGUACUUCACUGCGCUCAAAUGUCUGGCAUUCUCCCGGUCUCACUCCAUAGCUGGGAAUGCCGUGAGCGCACUUGCCCUCGUCAGGCACGCGCUCAACGAGUGCCGGGAGGCUCUCCCUGUUCUCUCGAGCGGAGGGGGCGAUGGCAAAUCCUUGCCACGGAAUAUUUCUAUCACAAAGGAUGACGUGCGCUUUCUCCACAACCUCCUCAGCGGAGAACUGCAGCGAUCUCGAGCUCUUGUUGAGAUACAAAGCCUCACGAAGUCGUCCCCCAAGGACCCCACGGCCGGCCAAGCGGCAGACUCUUCCAGGCCCCUGAUCAGCCAGCUCUCCAACUACCCAUCAGGAGCCGUCGAUCUUAAGAAUAUUGUCGUCUACCCUCCCCACGUCGAAUCCGUCCCGGUGAAGCCGUUGUUUCUGGACGUGGCGUGGAACUAUAUUGAUUACCCCGACAAGCAGGCCCAGCAUCAGCAGGCCCAGCAUCAGCAGGCCCAGCAUCAGCAGGCCCAGCAUCAGCAGGCCCAGCAGCAGCAGGCCCAGCAGCAGCAGCAGCAGCAGCAGUUCAGCUCGAGGGAUAGGACCACCGCACAGGACAAAUCAGCCGAGGAAUCCGACGUAAAGCCCCAAAAGAGAGGCUGGUUCGGCUUUGGGAGAUAA